Messenger RNA from Trichoderma virens Gv29-8, 1527 nucleotides. RefSeq lists its product as uncharacterized. The transcript is spliced from 3 exons. NCBI's taxonomy places the organism in Eukaryota, Fungi, Ascomycota, Sordariomycetes, Hypocreales, Hypocreaceae. The coding region runs from base 1 to 1527 and encodes 508 amino acids. The record is from RefSeq and is a predicted model, not a curated record.
AUGAAGCCUUACGAGAUUUUUACUAUUAGAGAGUACGACAUGGUCGUUGCCGUCACUUUCGACGCCAUCAAUCGAGGCCUACGCAAGUUGGCCGAGGCUGAUACCAAGUUCCAUACAUUAAUCAUUGAGAUGACAUUCGACGAUCAGGGUGAUCGAGUCGGAAAGCUUCAUGACAAAUGGGAUACUGUUCCCACAAACCCUGCCAACGGCCUGCCAGUAAAUACGACCUUGCGCGGGGAAUAUAUUCCUACCGUCACUGUCAGUGAAAGCGGUUGGGUUGUUCAACUGGGCGUGGAAUUCACGUCGGGGAGUGUGUGGUUCCGAGACGUCUUCUCUGGCAAUAUACGGCCAGCCCAGAACCUGGCUGGAUGGAAGUGGAGCAUUCCAAUCAAGGUCGGCUUUGCCGAGAUUCGCAAUGAGAACAGGACAAGGCUGAUUCCCGACGUUGUGAAAAACCACUUGGAGCAUUUCACUUCUCAAGGAUUUCUUAUAUCAAGCAUCUUCUGUGACCUCCAGAACAUUGAUCUCCUCAGCACCGUUCCAGCGGUUGCAACUACGGACCCGAAUGUCACCAUCAAGGACGUCUACAAGACUAUGUUCUCUACGCUUUUAGCAGAUUGGCUUGGGCAUGUCAAACAGAACGCAGCCAUCAAUCCAUACAUUUUAGGCUACGUUCCCAGCUAUCCAACGUCUUCCGAUCCAGACGCUGAUGUCCCGGAUUCUCUCAAACCAGUUGGAAACACAUUCAAUGUCUUCUUUGAUCCGGCAGAACAACCAAGAAGCACUCUCAACUUCAUCAUUAACACCAAGAGCUCUUCGAUUCGGCCCGGUACCCAGCCUCCAACCGACAUCUUCGACUCCAGCUGGUUGUCUCCAACAGAUAUUUGCGAUGGCAAAAUGUCCUUUUCCUUCCGGUCUUUUGUAGAGACUUUGGUCUUGAGAACAUUUUACGACACAUAUGCGGCGGGCAUACAUGAGCAGAUCUCGAGUGGUGGCAUUGACCUAGGUGCCUUUAAGACAUACGAUGAAGCCAAGACACCCACUGACACCGGCUACCACUUCGACGUCUACGAUGCGCAAGGCGAUCCUCUGAACCAAUGCAAAACCAACUUUGAUGUCUCCUUCUCCAAAUCGUCACAGGGAAUCUCCAUCGACAUUGCAGGUUACCUUUACUGGUACAAGGAGAAAAAGAAACAUGUCACAGUUGCUGGCAAAUCGGAAGUUGCUCGUGCUUGGGCUGGCGGCGAGAUGUCUUGGAAAGCCACUAUUCCCAUCACUUUACAGGAUGGCGACAGCGACACACCAAAGUUCGAGGUUGCGAAACCAAUACUUGUCCCCACGCCGAUCAGGACAUGGCAUGACCAAAAUGGCGUUUCAAAAAGCCUCGGCCAGAUUGAGCAUUUGAUUGGCGACUUAAUAAAAGUCGGUGGUAUUCUUACGCUGUUUAGUUCAAGUGAUUGGCUUUUGCUGGGAGUGUUUGGCUUAAACUUGGUAAAACUGCCGAGCUUACCAACAGUUAAAGCAUAA